Molecule: messenger RNA, 1377 nt
Organism: Dufourea novaeangliae
Lineage: Eukaryota; Metazoa; Arthropoda; Insecta; Hymenoptera; Halictidae
Gene: brn
Product: beta-1,3-galactosyltransferase brn
Exons: 1
Coding region: 1-1377 (458 amino acids)
Cellular component (GO): membrane
Molecular function (GO): hexosyltransferase activity; UDP-glycosyltransferase activity
Source: RefSeq, a predicted model, not a curated record
AUGUAUUGUUUAUUGCGUCCUUGUUUUCGUGCAAGUUCUAGACUGAUAACAAAAGUCAAGUUGAAAUAUGUCUGCAUCUGUGUCAGUCUUAUCAUACUACUUGAUUUUUUCGGAGCAUUCACACAUCUCCUUGAAGUCACAUAUGACUCAAAUUUUGUUUACCCUUACGAAGGUGAUGUGCACGAAUUUGUGAAUGCACUGAGACACAAAGAAAAACCUAAAGUCCCACCUAUAAAUGAGUUCAAUUACACGUUUAUACUCGAUAAUAAACAGAAAUGCAUAGAUCCAGCAUAUAGUAGUUAUCGUGUAGUGUACAUAGUGAAGUCUUCAAUUGAAAACUUUGAGAGAAGACUGGCAAUUAGAAAGUCUUGGGGCUUUGAAAAAAGAUUCUUUGAUGUGCCAUCAAAGACACUUUUCAUGUUAGGUGUACAUCCCAAUGACAAUGAACUUCAGACAAAGGUAGAAGCAGAGGCUGCAAAAUAUAAGGAUAUUGUACAAGUAGAUUUCAUCGACUCUUAUUACAAUAACACUAUUAAAACAAUGAUGGCUUUUAAAUGGUUAGUAAAAUAUUGCUCAAAUUCGAAGUUUUAUAUGUUUGUUGAUGACGAUAUGUAUGUGUCGGUGAAGAAUGUUUUGAGAUUCAUAAGAAAUCCAGCUAAUUAUCCAGACUACCUUAAGGAACCUAAAAAAAUUGGAGCUCAUAAAAGAGAAAUCAAAGAUUCCUAUGAAAUGGGAGAAUCAAAUAAUAAAGAUGCAGUUACAAACAAGAUCAGCAAUACUUUAACUGAAAGUCAUCUUCCUGAAGACAUAAUAAAUACUUUCACUACAAAUAAGUUUACCCAUACACCGAAACAAAAUUCUCAUGAUAAUAUUCCCACUAAAACAUCUGCUGAUAAGUUUAAUGCAUCAAGCUUUAACGAGAAAAAAAUUAUGAGAAAUGAUAUUACUCUUAACAGAAGAAAAAGACAAAUUUUUGAUUUAGAACUUCCAGAGGAUGUGAGAUUAUAUGCAGGUUUUGUAUUUGUAUCUUCUCCACAUCGUCAUAAAUCUUCUAAAUGGUAUGUUUCUCUUAGCGAGUAUCCUUACCAUCUAUGGCCACCAUAUGUAACAGCUGGUGCGUAUAUACUGUCGAAAGAAGCUCUAUUGGAUAUGUAUUAUACUAGUUUUUAUACGAAAUACUUCAAAUUUGAUGAUAUAUAUAUAGGCUUAAUUGCAAAAAAAGCUGAUAUUGAGCCUUUUCACUGUGAAGAAUUUCAUUUUUACAAAAAAGACUAUACAAAAUUUAAUUAUAAAUAUGUAAUCACUUCUCACGGAUAUGGAAAUCCAAGUGAAUUACUAAAUGCAUGGAACGAACAAAAAGCUCUUGGUAAUGCUUAG